GUGAGCAAGCUGUUCAGUCACAUCCAGUCUUUUGUGGAGGAUAGAAGUUCGUUGGUGUUCGUACUUAUUGACGAAGUUGAGAGCCUAGCUGCGGCACGUCAGGCUGCUCUAAAUGGCUCAGAUCCUUCGGAUGCUAUAAGGGUCGUGAAUGCAUUGUUGACUCAGCUUGAUAAACUGAAGCAGCAUCCCAACGUCAUGGUUCUAACGACUUCGAAUUUGACACAUGCCAUUGAUCUGGCGUUCAUUGACCGAGCUGACAUCAAAGCCUUUAUUGGACCACCGUCACUGCAAGGGCGUUAUAAUAUGCUGCAUUCGAGCUUCUGCGAGCUUCAACGAGUUGGGAUUGUUGAAGAGGUGGAGGGCAACACUGUCUAUCCGUCCACUUACAACGAAUUGAUGCUGAGCGAUUGUGAAGACAUGGGGAGUAGUAAGGGUGUCCACUUAGGGAAGAAGCUUCUCGAGGUCGCCAAGGCGUGUGAG
Molecule: messenger RNA, 480 nt
Organism: Closterium sp. NIES-65
Lineage: Eukaryota; Viridiplantae; Streptophyta; Zygnematophyceae; Desmidiales; Closteriaceae
Source: the annotation of a GenBank genome assembly